Messenger RNA from Seminavis robusta, 2136 nucleotides. The record is from the annotation of a GenBank genome assembly. Lineage: Eukaryota; Bacillariophyta; Bacillariophyceae; Naviculales; Naviculaceae.
GUUCCAUCCCUUCCAUGGAAGGGAAGCACUCAGCAGGCCAAGAAUCCAUGCAGAGAGAUAUUGGGAAACCCCCAAGGCCCACAAUUUUGAGAGUUCUUAGCGGAUACACACGACCAAACCCAGUUGGAAGCAAUGCAGCUGCUGUUGUUGCAUUCGCUUCGGUACGAUUGUCGGCUUGCAAUCAUAUUUCGCCCCACAACCAUUCCACUGGCUAGAUAGUUGUCCACAAUAGAGACAAAGCACUUCGGACUAGGCAAAACAGAACAAUGAGCGCAUUUGCGAAACCAAUAGCUGGAAACGCGAUGCCAACCAUCGAGAAACCCCGAAUCACUUACUCGUCUGUGAUCCACUCUCUUGUGGGACAGAUCACUCUGCGAUCACCGUUUCUUCGGGAUACUGGGGAUGAGGGAGAUGAGGAGGCGGAUAUUGCGCUGUUGUACCGCAACGAGAUACUGACAGGGAGUAUACUUGGUCAAGGCAAUUUCUCGAAUGUCUUCGAGGUGGCUGAUCUGGACCUGAGAGGGGACGAAGACGAAUCAAGUGACGUAUCAUACCCAAGAAAUAUGAUGCAAAGUUUGCAAGGCAAUGGGAAAGCGGAGGCAAAGAGCCAUCGCGGACCAUAUUGUGACGAAACCAAACGCAAUCUACAAACUGCCAAUUAUCGAAGAACACGGGCAAGAUUACGGCUUCGAGACGAGUACAAACACGAACAGCUUUGUGUGAAAUCCCUCAAACCAGAGUUGUUAGAAAACAAAAGCCCCAAAGUGUUCUUAGAAGCUGCAGCUGAUCUUGUCAUUGAAGCCAAGUAUCUAUCGAAGCUCAACCAUGAAAACAUUCUCAAGGUUCGUGGUUUGGCCAAAGGUUGGCAGUCAGCUUUUGCAAAUGGCGAAUACGACAGCUUCUUUUUGCUUGUGGAUCGGUUGGAAGAAACGUUGAACCAAAGAAUCAAGAGAUGGAGGAAUCGUGAAUACCCGGAAGAAAACACAAUAGAGGGGAAGUUACCAUUGCUUCAACAGCUGGCAAGCGCUUUGAGUUACUUAGCAGAUCGCAACCUGGUCUUUCGGGAUUGCAAACCCCAGAAUAUCGGACUGGGAAGGCUGCCCGAUGGUUCUCUGUCCGUGAAAUUGUUUGAUUUUGGAUUCUGUCGACAACUACCAGCCCUCGACCAAGCGAGGGACGACGUCGAAGAGACGGCAUCUUCGAACGCAGCAACGACGUUGAAAUCAGGGGAGCAGAUGUUUCUCAUGUCUGGCAAAGGAACAAGGAGAUACAUGGCACCAGAGGUACUGAUCCACAACAGAUACAAUCUUAAAGCAGAUGUUUAUAGUUGGGCUAUGGUGGCCUGGGAAACCCUUACGCUUCGGAAGCCAUACUACAAAUACACCAAAGAUCAGCAUAUGCAUCAUGUUUGCGAAAAUGGUGAUCGCCCUCCGUUGGAACAUGUGACUGGCACUCAGUCGUUUUGGCCGCCGCCAACCGUUCGUUCUCCAUCCAUGUCUUUGUCUUCCAUGCAAAGCCACAGCAAUUUUGGAAGUGAAGCCAGCAUCAAUUUCCAACAAUCCAUGACAGACCCCAUUCGACAACUGCUUCAAUGUGCUUGGAAUCAAGAUGUAUCAGAGCGAUACAGUAUGAAAGAAGUCCUAAAUGCUUUCGACGAUAUGGACCAUGCAGGAAAUGCCGUUGUGGGUUCUUCUACGCAAACAACUUCCAGUGAUGUAUCUACUUCGACACGGUCGGGGCUUGGAUACACCUGCCUGUCGACAUCCAUCGCCAACUAUCACGACGUGAGGGAUUUGGUAGCGGAGUUUGCCAACGAUCUACCUGAGCUACCUUUCCUAGCUUGCUUUGGACACGACGACAAUGCGCAACAAGAAAACAUAGAACCUGCACCCAAAGCUCGAGGAGCCGAGGUUGAGCCGUCGGAGAAUCUGAAAGCGAUCGGUACAAAACGAGAAGAUUACAGCAAUGUGCUGCAAUAUUCUGUAUCUCGAAUACAAACACUGAUAGUUCAAUAGACCUGUACAGAAUCGCCACCAAAAGAAAAGUGCGGCGUGUAACACUUAGCUAACAAUAGUUUUGUCUACCGUGUUGCCCUGUAUUGCUCAAACCAGUGUCGUCAUAGCAAAGGUGCACCCC